Gloeophyllum trabeum ATCC 11539 is the source of this 666-nucleotide messenger RNA. RefSeq lists its product as uncharacterized. The record is from RefSeq and is a predicted model, not a curated record. The transcript is spliced from 2 exons. Gene Ontology annotation, biological process: GPI anchor biosynthetic process. Gene Ontology annotation, cellular component: endoplasmic reticulum membrane. Bases 1 to 666 code for a protein of 221 amino acids. Lineage: Eukaryota; Fungi; Basidiomycota; Agaricomycetes; Gloeophyllales; Gloeophyllaceae.
AUGGCAGCUUCGUAUAUCUCGUCUUUGGAACCCAAGCAAAGCUUUCACGCAACUUAUACCACCAAUGUCCGGCUGGGGGACGCGCUGCUUGACACCCACUGCACACUGCACGUCACACAUGUCUUUCCACCCGACGUCUUCGUCGAUCCAUAUGAGCUGGUGGACCAGCAAGCAGACUCUUAUUCUUUCAAUCUGACAGGGUUGCUAGAUGUUGAAUUGCCGGUCUCUGCAGUCUCACCAGAGGGCCAGACGCUUUCGCUUGACGUGACUACCAAGAAAGCCCGCACGGAAGGCUCGGUACUUUCAGUCCAAGUCCCCCUCCACGCACGAUACGGAAACCCGUCUCCAUCUGGCUACCAUGACAUUCCUAUCCCAUGGCCAGACGUAUUUUGGCGCUGCCACAUUACACACGAUAGCACUGACUCGUCCAUGAAAGACUCUUACACUGCAGCGUCCAUAAUCCCUAUACACCCGUCCCUCGACGCGCCCAACACACCCCGAGCAGAGACCCUGCGCAUCCCAGUAGCGAACCCGAACCACCUCCCGUACGUCGAAACCGGCACAGCAGCCGCGGUGCUCGCUGCCUUCCUCUUCCUGGUGUACACAUUUGUCACCGCCGCGCGGCGCAUGGCGUCCCAAUCCAAACCCGAACGAUACAAGAGUUGA